GAAGAAGGGAGGGAGAAGAGUUAAUCAUCGAAGCGGAGUAUCUUGGAAAGGAGUAUUUUUUGGCUCGUCCCCUCUCUGUAAAGCCAGCCUCAGUAAUUCAGUUUUAAAGCAUGAAAAAAGGGAGUUGAUGAAAUUCCACUAUCAGCACUGAACCAAUAUGCAAAAUAUCUCACUGAAAAUCAAAUAGCUAUUAUGUUUUCAUUUCCAUUUCAGCGUAUUUGCUUAAUGAAGAAUAGACAGAUCAGGCAAGCCGAGGGAGGCUGUGUGCGGUGAUAACUGCGCAGGGCUUCCAGCAAUCCCGGAGAAGUGACGCUCCGCUCCCUGCUCUGUGCUCCCUCACUUGCUUUUUUUAAAUUUUUUUUUCCUUUUUUCCUUUUUUUCUUUUAAGCUCUCCAGUAGUUCAUUUAACCCGUGCAGCCAGGAUUGCUGGGGCCAGAGCAUCCCCUGGGGCUGGGCAGACGCAAUGGGAGCAGGAUGCUGCGAUGGGAUGCUCUGGGUGCAUCCAGGGACCGUGGUGAUGUUGUGCUAGGAUGCUGCCGGCAACCCAUCAUCCCUGUUCCCUGGCAGCAAUGGAGGACGGCCCGACGGGGGAGAAGAGCCCCUCAGAGAGGGAGGGGGCUGCCUCGGACCGCGAGGGCUCUGCUGAGCGUGAUGCCUCCAGCCCCCCCGGCAGCGAAGAGUCCAGAGACACCCCGGAGAGUCCAAAGGAACUGGAGGAGCCAGAUCCCGGAGAAAAUUCCCAGGAACCAGACGCCUGGAAUGGGCCAGAUGAGCUGGACCUGGCCGUGCAGGACGGGGAGCGGCGAGUGCGAAGCCGCAGGAGCCUCCCCGAGGGUUUCUCCUGGGGACCCUUCCAGGGCAGCAUCCACAGCGAGCUGGCAUCGCCAGGGCACGGUGACAUGAACCCCCCCGUGACACUGGUGCUGGAGGACGAGAGCUGCUGGUUGUCCCGCCUGCCCCUCGUGCCCGCAGAGCCCGAUGCCAACGCCGUCAUCUACAGGAAGGACGAAGCCCUGUGGUGCCGGACGACGCGUGCUCUGCGGGAAGAUGAGCCCGUGUGUGCUUUCGUGGUGGCAGAGCCACCAGCUGUCCCCAACCACCAUGCGGUGACAGCAGAGCCCGGUGACUCACCCUACCCGGCUGCGCUGCGCUCGGACAUCCAGCUGCUGCCACAGCAAGCGGGCAUGGCUGCCAUCCUGGCUACCGCCGUGGUCAACAAGGAUGUCUUCCCAUGCAAGGACUGUGGGAUCUGGUACCGGAGUGAGCGCAACCUGCAAGCCCACCUGAUGUACUACUGUGCCAGCCGGCAGAGCGCUGGCUCACCCGCCCUGGAGGAGAAGCCCAAGGAGACGUACCCCAACGAGCGCGUCUGCCCCUUCCCGCAGUGCAAGAAGAGCUGCCCCAGCGCCAGCUCCCUGGAGAUCCACAUGCGGAGCCACAGCGGAGAGCGGCCGUUCGUCUGCCUGAUCUGCCUGUCCGCCUUCACCACGAAAGCCAACUGUGAGCGUCACCUGAAGGUGCACACGGACACCCUGAAUGGUGUCUGCCACAGCUGCGGCUUCAUCUCCACCACGAGGGACAUCCUCUAUAGCCACCUUGUCACCAACCACAUGAUCUGCCAGCCAGGCUCCAAGGGAGAGAUGUACUCACCAGGGCCAGCCCUGCCUGCCGCCAAACCCCUGACCCCCGCAGGGCUGAACCAGACAAACAACACGUCCCUGCGGAAGGGCAGCCUGCCGGCGUUCCUGCCCGAGGGGCUGCCAGUGCUGCCACAGCACGUGGUGCUGCAUGGCCCCCUGCCCACCCCACCGCCCGGCCCCGAUGCCGUGCCCCCCCUGGCACCACCCACCUCGCCCCCCAGUGCCAGGGCUGGCAAGGUCUCACCACCCACCCAGCCACAGAAUGGGGAAGGACCGUCAUCAUCAUCCUCAUCCUCAUCCAAUGAGCCUGUCCGCAUCAAGGAGGAGCCCGCCAGCAGCCCGGCCAGUGAGGCAGAGGUACCCAAAAGCAGCGGCCCCAUGGAGGGGGAUGGCAGCCCCAGCUCCCGGACCUCGUCCCCCCGCAGCCUGUCCUCGGCCAAGGUCAAGUCUGAGCUCGCCAGCCCCACGCCAGGCUCCAGCCCGGUGCCCAGCGAGCCGGGGACGGGCACGGCUGGUGGCACCGUCUUCCUCCCCCAGUAUGUGUUCAGCCACGAAGCCGCGGUGGUGCCGCAGGCGUCAGAGAUCCUGGCGAAGAUGUCAGAGCUGGUGCACAGCCGGCUGAAGCAGGGCCACGGCGGUGCCGUGCCACCCGCCAUCUACACCAGCACCUCGCCGGCGCCCAAGGGUGCCACGUGCUUUGAGUGCGAGAUCACCUUCAACAACAUCAACAACUACUACGUGCACAAGCGGCUCUACUGUUCCAGCCGGCACCUGGCUGAGGACAGCCCCCCUGGGGUGCGCAAGCUCAAAGCCCCUCCCGGGGCACCCAAGGGCACUCCCACUCCGGGGACGCUGCUGUCCUCCCCAGCGGGUGACAGUCAGGGGACACUGGCGGGCGAUGGGGACACCGGCCGUGAUGCCACGCCGCCAACUGCCCCACCGGAGGUAAAAACAGAGGAGGGGAGCAGCAAAGCAGGGUCCCCCGAAGUGGAGGGGGUGUCGGGACGGUGCAGUGAGGACAGCCAGAGCCCCAGCAGCUCGGCAGGGGACGAGGGGGACGAGGACCCCAGCAAGACGCUGUGCGAGGCGUGCAACAUCCGCUUCAGCCGCCACGAGACCUACGUGGUACACAAGCGUUUCUACUGUGCCUCCCGCCACGACCCCCCCCUCCGCCGCCCCACUGUCCCCAAAGUCCCCUUUCUCCCCCAGCCCCUCCGCACCCGCAAGCGCCGCAAGCUCUACGAGAUCCACGGGGCCACUCACCGCCCCGCCGAACCCCUGCCGGCCCCUGAACCGCUGCCAGCCACCGACCCACCGGGGGCUGCCCCCUCACCCCACACCAACCUGGACACCGAGGGUCCUAUCGAUCUGAGCAAGAAGCCGCGGCGCCAGGGUGAACCGGCGCCGGCACCGCUGCUGCCCUUGGCCGACUACCACGAGUGUACCGCCUGCCGCAUCAGCUUCCACAGCCUCGACUCCUACCUAGCCCACAAGAAGUACCAGUGCCCGGCCACCCCCCUGCAGCCCCGCACCCUUGAGCACCUCCAGAAGAUGAAGGGAGCCAUGGCUGCCCCCCUCAAGGACCGGCACAGCCCCGGCGAGGGGGACCCCGAAGGCAUGAGGGUGAGGGUGGCUCCAGCAGGGAGCCCCGGCGUCCCCUACCCCAGUGCAGACUCACUGCAGCGUCACCCCAAAGGUCCCCUGUCACCCAUGGGGACAAAGGGACCUCUCUCUGCUUGUCCCUACUGUCCUGUCAACGGGGCCAUCAAGGGCGACCUCCUCGAGCACUUCCGUAACGCCCACGGGCUCUUCAUAGCCAAGCCGGCGGUGGCCGGGCAGGGGGUCCCCGACACCCCAGUGCCCGGUGCCGGCAGGACACCCGAACCCCCACUCCCCACCGCAUCACCCCCCCACCCACCCACCCCCCGCCUCCGCCGGGACAGUUUCAACAGCAAGGAGGGGCAGGAUGGCGGCGGCAGCCCCCGUCCCCCUGCAUCGCCCCAGCCCCCCGCUUCGCCCGGAGCCCCCGAGGGACUGCGGGAAGGCGCCCGCAAGCCCCCCACCCCUCCCACCUACACGGACAGGGGGGUGCAGACCCCCCCAGCCAAGGCUGUGCCCAGCCCUGUGCCCAAUGGCAACCACAGGUACUGUCGCCUCUGCAACAUCAAGUUCAGCAGCCUCUCCACCUUCAUUGCCCACAAGAAGUAUUACUGCUCCUCCCACGCCGCCGAGCACAUCAAGUAAAGCCCCCCCCACUACCCCUACCACUGCUUGGGGGCUGCAGGGGUGGGAACCGGUGGCUGACACCCUCCCUUGCAGGGGUUGGGGUGAUGGAGGAUUCCCCCAGGAGGCUUCAGCGGCUGGAGUUCCCUCUGGUAUCCCCAAAUUCUGCCCUGAGUUGGGGAUCCCAUGUGUCCCAUGUGAGAACAGUGCUGCUGGGGGGGCUGGUCCCCCCCAGCCCCCAGUGCAUGCCGAGCCUCGCCAGGGUUGAUGCUGCAGGGAAACUGAGGCAGGGGGAAGGCGUGUAGCCCUGCCCUGGCUGGGGGACUGUGGGGGGAGCUCUGUCCCCAGGUCGACACUACAGGGAUGGGGAGGGGGCUCAGCGUGUCUUAGCCCUGGGCACCACAAGAAGAGUAGGGGGUGUCCCCCGCCACAGAGUGGAGCCUGUGGGGAGACAGCACUGAACGAGGAUGGAGCGACCCUGGGAAGCGUGUGUAUAAGUGUGUACAGAAAUAAAUAUGUCUAAUAGA
Messenger RNA from Columba livia (rock pigeon), 4390 nucleotides. It is a transcript of the gene ZFPM1, whose product is annotated as zinc finger protein, FOG family member 1. Gene Ontology annotation, molecular function: RNA polymerase II-specific DNA-binding transcription factor binding. The transcript is spliced from 10 exons. Gene Ontology annotation, biological process: heart development; positive regulation of transcription by RNA polymerase II; megakaryocyte differentiation. Lineage: Eukaryota; Metazoa; Chordata; Aves; Columbiformes; Columbidae. The record is from RefSeq and is a predicted model, not a curated record. The coding region runs from base 531 to 3884 and encodes 1117 amino acids. Gene Ontology annotation, cellular component: nucleus.